This is a messenger RNA of Prorocentrum cordatum, 1506 nucleotides long. NCBI's taxonomy places the organism in Eukaryota, Dinophyceae, Prorocentrales, Prorocentraceae. The record is from the annotation of a GenBank genome assembly.
AUGGGCGUCUUUGUCAAGGUGGCGUUCUUGGUCGCGACCGCGCGUGCCGAAAGGCCGACCCGUCUCUGGGACACCGCCUCGGUGGCACCGUCGCUUGUCCAGGUGGGCGGGGCCUCGCUCAGGCUCGCGCAGUCGCGGUCGUCCUGCCUGCCGGUCGAGCAGUGGCCGGACGUCGACGGCGGCGUGACGUGCGGCAGCUGCACUGCGCUGGUGCUAACGGCCCCGUACGGGGGCCGCUGCGACAGGUACUGCGAGAGCUUCCAGCAGGUGUGCGUCGCGGCCGCGGAGGAGGCCGCCGAGAACUGCGACGUGCUGUACGAGUCCCGCUGCGACGCGGAGAUCGCGGGGACGUCGGACAUGCUCUGCACGUGCUCGGCGGGCGGGGCCCCGGGCACGGCGGCUCCCGCGCGCCCGCCGCGGGGCUGCUGGGGCGAGCUCGCCGGCCUGGCCGCCGACGAGGGCGAGUCCGUUGGCGUGGCGUGGACGUCGUCGGAGGACGAGUGCAGGGCCGCCUGCGAGGCCGAGGAGGGCUGCGAGAGCGCUAGCCUUUGCCCGCAGUGGAGCGGGUGCUACCUGAAGGGGAAGGCUUUCUCCGGCAACGAGGCCACCGUGUCCAAGGGCGAGUGCAGGACCAUCUACCGCACGAGUUGCCAGGGUACGCCGCCGGCGCCCACUCGCGCGCCCACUCGCGCGCCGACCGCCGCGCCGACUCCGGCGCCGACCCCGACGUCGACCCCAGCGCCGACCCUGGCUCUGGCGCCCGGACCAUCGCCAGCGGGCGCGGGGGGCUGCUGGAGCCAGCUGGCCGGGUUGGCCGCCGACGAGGGCGAGCAGGUCGGGCAGACGAUCUACACGUCCUCGAUGGCCGAGUGCAGGGCGGCCUGCGAGGCGGCGGCCGGCUGCAGCAGCGUCAGCCUGUGCCCCCAGUGGGGCUCGUGCUGGAUGAAGGACAGGGCGUUCGCUGGCGGCGAGGCCACCGUGUCCAAGGGCGACUGUCGGACCUACUACAGGGCACAGGGUGCUGUCUGCUCCGCCGCUCCGCAGCCGACCGACGCGCCGGCCGCGGGUCAGAGGAUCAAGGUCGUCACCUACAACCUCUUUUGGUGGAAUGCCUUCGGCACCAAUCGCUGGUCCGCCGGCGAGAGCGUUCUGAGGAACAUCUCGGAGGAGUGCGACGACCCGUGGCUCGUUCAGCAGGGCACUGGCUACCAGCCGGCCUCCUCCUUCGCCGGUGCCCAGGGGACCUUUGUCGACGGCAGCCUUUUCGAGGUCUCCAGCGCCGCUGGGGCGACGGGGCACCAGGACCUGCAGGCGACUGGUAAGUGGGGCCCGCGUUACGCCACUUGGGCCCAGGUGACGCACAAGGCCACGGGCCGCAGCAUCUGGCACUUCAACACGCACUGGUGCGUGCACAGCGGGAAUGGCAGGACCUGCACCUGGGAGACGCGCCUCUCCGGGGCCAGGAACAUGGUCGACCUCAUCUCGGGGCCCAGGAGGCCUCGGUAG